UAAUUUGACUAUACCCAUCAGGAUGAUUCGAAGUAUUUUAAGCAGACAACUAAAGAAGCACUCUUUUAAGAGACUAAUUUCAACGACUGGAGCAUGCCAUGCUGAAUUUUGCGAUACUGUAGACGAAGCUAUCAGAGACAUUAAGGAUGGAGACAAGCUUCUCGUGGGAGGGUUUGGAUUGUGUGGAAUACCAGAAUAUCUGAUAGACGGGUUACAAAAUAAAGGUGUAAAAGAUCUCACAUGUGUAUCCAACAAUGCAGGAGUUGAUGAUUUCGGUCUGGGUUUGUUACUGCAGAACAAGCAGGUAAAGCGGAUGAUUAGUAGUUACGUGGGAGAGAACGCUGAGUUUGAGCGACAGUUCCUUACUGGGGAGCUAGAGGUGGAGCUCACACCUCAGGGAACACUAGCAGAGCGUAUUAGAGCAGGUGGUGCAGGAGUACCAGCAUUCUUUACACCUACAGGAUACGGCACUCUGAUACACAAGGGAGGCAGCCCUAUCAAGUAUAAUAGUGAUGGAACUGUACAGAUUACUUCUGAACCCAGAGAGGACCGUGUAUUUAACGGGAGGAACUACAUCAUGGAGGAAGCUAUAACGGGGGAUUUUUCUCUGAUAAAAGCACACAAAGCGGACGAGGCAGGGAACCUUACUUUCAGACUAACUGCUAACAAUUUCAACCAACCAAUGGCCUCUGCUGGCAAAAUUACUAUCGUUGAGGUAGAAGAGAUUGUACCACUGGGAUCAAUCCCUCCAGAAGAUGUACACGUCCCUUGUAUCUUUGUAGACAGAAUAAUCCAGCGUUCUGGACAUCAGAAACGAAUUGAGAAAGUUACCCUGUUAGCCGAGGACCCUGGAAAGAAACUCUCCGACUCCCCCAAAGAUAGGAUCAUAAGAAGAGCCGCUCUGGAAUUCAGUGAUGGAAUGUUUGCUAACCUUGGUAUUGGUAUUCCAAUGAUGGCAGCUAAUUACAUCUCUGGCAUAACUGUAACAUUGCAAAGUGAAAAUGGAAUUCUUGGACUGGGACAAUUUCCAAGGGCUGGUGAGCAGGACCCAGACUUGAUAAACGCUGGAAAACAGACCGUAACUCUCCUUCCCGGAUCAAGUCUAUUUUCUAGCGACACAUCCUUUGGAAUGAUCAGAGGGGGUCAUGUGGAUUUAACUAUGUUGGGAGGGCUACAAGUGUCCGCUAACGGUGACCUAGCUAACUGGAUGAUACCUGGUAAGAUGGUGAAGGGUAUGGGUGGAGCUAUGGACCUCGUUGGAUCUCCAGGAACCACGGUGGUAGUUACCAUGGAACACACCGCACGUGGAUCUCACAAGAUUCUUCCAGAGUGCACUUUGCCCCUCACAGGGACUCAAGUUGUCGACAAGAUCAUCACUGAAAAGUGUGUAUUUAACGUUGUUAAAGACGUCGGGCUAGUUUUGGAAGAAAUAGCAGAAGGAGAGACGUUAGAUUCGAUAAAAGAAGCAACCUCUGCCCCAUUCGAGGUAUCUCCAGAUUUAAAGCCCUUGCAACAAAUCAAGAUGUAAUGAGCUAUGGAAUUCCAACCCCUCACCCACUUUAAUGUAACGGACUAUCUGACCUGUAUAUUAUAAACUUUAUGUUAUAAACUGGUAACUGUUUAUUGUUUUCAGAUAGUAUAGUAUGAUCUUUUUAACUUGGUUCUCGAAGGAACAAGUAUUGCAGCAAAUUUUUGUGAAUACAUACUGUGAAAAUUAUUUUUAUUUCAAAAUAUUUGGGAGGUCUAUUUUUAUUUUUGUUGGUCCUUAUUUAUAAGAUGAAAUGACCAAGUUUAACAUAGUAUAUAGUAGUAUAGCUAAGUAUAGUUCAAGUUGAGUUUGGAUUAAACCAUAUUUUUGUACAGAAUAUUUUAUGGAUAUUCAUGGAAGUUUGUAAGUAAGCUACUGUAAGGAAUUGUGAUCGAUUUAUACAUUAUCAUAAUAAUGUUUUAAUUAGAUACUCAAAUUUGAAUUAUAUAGCUAAAAUUCAUAGUACAAAACAGUGAAAUUUGGGUCGCGGAGACGACAGAAAAGCUUCUCUUCAAAAAUCUUCCAAAAUCUCAUUUUAUGUUUUGAUGAUAUUCCGUUUAUCUAAGUGCUAAGCUUUAUUUGGGAAUAGAACUUCCAGUACCAC
Bolinopsis microptera is the source of this 2132-nucleotide messenger RNA. RefSeq names its product succinyl-CoA:3-ketoacid coenzyme A transferase 1, mitochondrial-like. Gene Ontology annotation, biological process: ketone body catabolic process. Gene Ontology annotation, cellular component: mitochondrion. NCBI's taxonomy places the organism in Eukaryota, Metazoa, Ctenophora, Tentaculata, Lobata, Bolinopsidae. The transcript is spliced from 14 exons. Gene Ontology annotation, molecular function: succinyl-CoA:3-oxo-acid CoA-transferase activity. The coding region runs from base 23 to 1528 and encodes 501 amino acids. The record is from RefSeq and is a predicted model, not a curated record.